AUGAUCCUCAUUCUUCGUGUUCGACAACGUUUCGUCUUGAUUAACGCAAGAAAACCGCACACGAUCAUUGGGUCUGAUGCCGCUAAAACGAUGCGAAAAGGAAUACAGAACAGUUUAGAGAGGACCGUCCAAUCUCUGUGUGAACCGUCCUUGUUACGUGACAUGCAGCCUACGAAAGAUCAUCAUUAUCGCAUGAAAGUGCUAGAUGAAGUGGUUGCCUUAAGUCGAGAUUUUCGAGAGCAUCUAAGCCUCUUAAGGCGAUUUUAUCCCAGCAUUUUUGAUGGACGUGAAGCAUUAUACAGUGCUCUAUCGGCAAUAUACGAACACGCAAGAUUUAUUGCCAAGAUAAGAAGAAUUAAGCAAGUCGAUGCAAAUGUUUCAUCUAGUGACUUAGAUGUUAGCAUUCCUCAUGCGCCAAAAACUACUGAAACAACAACUCUUGAAGAAGAUAACGCCCAACCAUCUACUUCCUCUGGAGGCAUAAAUAUCACGAGGAAUAAAAAGCGACUCAGUUCUUCACCGAAAAAUAAGUCCACUAGUCGAAGUAGCAACAAAGAUGAUGAUUCCUCAUCUUCAGCUCAUGUCGUAGUCACUGGCAUCAGUUCAAAAGAUGACGCUGUUUUUGUCUAA
Molecule: messenger RNA, 630 nt
Organism: Trichoplax adhaerens
Lineage: Eukaryota; Metazoa; Placozoa; Uniplacotomia; Trichoplacea; Trichoplacidae
Exons: 5
Coding region: 1-630 (209 amino acids)
Source: RefSeq, a predicted model, not a curated record